AUGGACUUUUAAUUGCCAAAGAGGUAUGGACUAAACAAACCUACUUUUAAAGUGAUGUACAAUAUUACCUAAUUAGGGCUGGUUAGCAUUAUGCUAAAUUUGAUUCCUCACUUAAACCACUUAAAAAUCUGAAUACAUUCAUUGAUCUCUCUAAACCUAUUUAAGAACUCAAUUACAUUGAAAACAGAAAGGUUCGUCAGAUAAUGUAGCAUCUCAAAUUCUAAUCAUAGAAUCGGAAAUUCAUCAAUCAUUAAGAUUAAUAGAUUACAGCUAUCAGUUAACAAUUGGAAAUAGAAUUAGAAAAUCUAGCAAGAGAAGAUUCUACAACACCUUAAGUUGAUUUAGUCAAACUUAAAUUUCCAUCAUAAUUGUAAACUAAAUUUGUACAUGAAUCUGCAGCUACUCUCGAAACUCAUUAUAAUCUUCAUCGAAUUAAAGAAAGAAUGAAUCAUCGGAACAUUACAUUAACAGAAAGUGAUCUACUAAAUAAAAUUACUUAAAUUAACUUUCAAACAUCUAGAAAUUGUGACACUAAAGAAUUUUAUCACAAUUUUAAUAGUUCUCAUCCAAGUGGAAAAAAAGAACCAUAACUUAGCCUUGAUGAAAAAUAUUAGAUUCUGAAGGAAUAUUUAAAAGAAAGAGGAAUAGAGAUGGGUAAAAAAGAAGCUAUUCCAAAUGAGGGAUACUUGUAAUUUUAUCAUGAAGCCACCAACAGAUUAAUUAAAUAAACAAAAGAAUAAUAACUUUUAAAAUUUAGAAAGAGUAUCACUUUAAAGACUGCUCCUGAUAAUUAAGAACAUUCUCCUCAUAAAAAAAUGAGUGUUACAAAAAUAAUUACUCUACCAACAACUGUAGGUACUACUCCUGCUUUAAAUGGAAUAACACCAAGUAAUUUAAAUAUACUUCAUCAAUCUUUAUUAAAAUUAAAUGCAGGAAACAAUGGAUCUCCUAUUUUCAUAUCUCAUAGACAUAGAACAGAAAAAGAAAAGUCACCUGAAAAACCUUAUUCUGAAAAAUGGUAAGAUUUUUAAAACAAAGCAGAAGCUUUAUAAAGUUAUUACCUUCAUGAAGGGAAGGAGUGUUUAUAAACAUUAGAUGACUUAGAAAAUACUAUAGAAAAACCUUACUUGAGGCAUUUUAAUUAAAUAAUUAAAGUAGAACAGGAACAAGAUAAUUUGGAAGAGCAAUAAAAACAAAAUAAAAUAAUGAGAAAGAGAAAAUAAAAUUUACCUAAAAAAAUUAGAAUGUAGAAGAUCUUCAAAUCAGAAUUAUAAUGA
This is a messenger RNA of Paramecium sonneborni, 1277 nucleotides long. The record is from the annotation of a GenBank genome assembly. Lineage: Eukaryota; Ciliophora; Oligohymenophorea; Peniculida; Parameciidae.